AGAGAUGGAGAAACCACCUGAAUACGCACCACCUCCCAGCAGCUCUCUCGCGGAACCUCCUCCAGCGUACGAAGAUGCCUUCACGGAAGCGUCCAUCUCAGACGCAGACUCCUCACACAGUGCAGUGCUGCACAUAGGCAGCUUUCCCUCCCGCUUCAACUGGUAUUACAAAACUCGCCACUGGAAAAGCUACACAUACCAUCUCGGCGAGCACGCGAAACUUCCUCUGUUCGCACUUACUUUCGACGCAAGUUGGAGAGGUACCGCCAUGUCUCUUCACCGUGGAGUCGAUUCGGAGAAGACGUUGAUGGCGGAGGCGUUCUCGGAGAGCAAAGCGAGUCGCCAUUCGAUCAUUCUGCUUCCUUCGCCGCGGGAUGGAGAACAGGUGCGGGAGGAACUUCAUUGUAAUGUCCACUUGAGCGCUGUUACUUACUCUUUCUCGAUGCGAGUGCCCGGUCGACUUGGAGAGAAGCCUGUGGUGGAACAGUUUGAAUGGCGACAAAGCCAUGGUAGCGAGGUACGCAGUCUCGACAAGCACGGGUGGGGUUACAAGCUUGUUCGGCUACAGUCUUCCUCCGCCGUUGCGACACCACCGGACUCUGUCACGAAGAGUGCGGGCAAGAAGGCUGUUCGACAUGAUGGUUUGACGAGUGAUGGGAAAGAAGUCGUCGCCGUGUGGGCGGACAGCUCGGAGUGGAGUAAGAACAAGACUGGCAAGUUUCAGUUUCGGGGCAGCGGUGCGACGGGAGAACUCGGCGAGGACUGGGCGACUUUUGCUGUCAUGUGA
This is a messenger RNA of Zymoseptoria tritici IPO323, 787 nucleotides long. RefSeq lists its product as uncharacterized. The record is from RefSeq and is a predicted model, not a curated record. The transcript has a single exon. The coding region runs from base 5 to 787 and encodes 260 amino acids. NCBI's taxonomy places the organism in Eukaryota, Fungi, Ascomycota, Dothideomycetes, Mycosphaerellales, Mycosphaerellaceae.